This is a messenger RNA of Telopea speciosissima, 2928 nucleotides long. Its product is annotated as extra-large guanine nucleotide-binding protein 1-like. Gene Ontology annotation, biological process: adenylate cyclase-modulating G protein-coupled receptor signaling pathway. The transcript is spliced from 8 exons. NCBI's taxonomy places the organism in Eukaryota, Viridiplantae, Streptophyta, Magnoliopsida, Proteales, Proteaceae. The coding region runs from base 27 to 2831 and encodes 934 amino acids. Gene Ontology annotation, molecular function: G-protein beta/gamma-subunit complex binding; G protein-coupled receptor binding; GTPase activity. Gene Ontology annotation, cellular component: heterotrimeric G-protein complex. The record is from RefSeq and is a predicted model, not a curated record.
CUGUAAAAACUGAAGCGGGGGAGGACAUGAAAGGGGUUCUGAGAAGUAUGUUACCUAUUAGGGCUUCGGUUUCCGUCGAGGAGGAUGAUGUGGAGUACUCGUUUGCUGUCGAGUACAAUGGUCCUCCUCUGUCAUAUGAUCUUCCCCGAGUUGUUCCUAUCGAUAUCAAACGGAUUCCAACUGCUACAGUCGUCGCCCGUGCUGUGUUGUCCGAUAAAGUGGCCUUGCCGGUUGUCCAGCCACUCCUCGCAAAAGAUCCUCUCAACAAGAAAUUGUCCAACGAGCUAACCCAUGGUUUUAACGCCGACGUUUCGCCCACUUCCGUCAUAGCAUUUGAACCGCGAAGUAGAGAUGACCAUGAUUUUCGAUUGUCGGAUGACUUCAGUAGCUCGGGCACUUUAGGGUUCUCAAAUGGACAACAUGGUUCUUGUGACUCAUCGGAUGUUAUAGAUGAUGGAUCCGGUUUGUUAGGUUUCUCGAAUAGCAGGGAACGUUCGUGUGAAUUGUCAGGAGGAAUAGGGCGUUCAGGCAUGUCGGAUUUUUCUAACAGCCAUGAUGACUCGAAUGAGUUAUCUGGAAGUCCCGUAAAUCCGCCGGAGUGGGGCUCAAUUGAGUCCGAUCUGAGUUCGCCGUCUCCGUUGGAAGACAUUUCUUCUUGCAGGGUAGAGGAUGCCAAUGAUGUGCCAUCUUGCCAUGUUAAAAGAACAUCGGUUGUAACAUUCGUUGAUGCUGGAUCAAGUGAAAUGGUUCAAGAGGAAGUCAGCUCUAACGCACAAGAAGUCAACCGAGAAAAAAUUGGGACUGAAACAAAGGGGCGGAAAGGGUCGUGUUAUCGCUGCAAUAAAAGAAAUCGAUUCAUAGAGAAGGAGGUCUGCAUUGUGUGCAACGCAAAGUAUUGCAGCAACUGUACGUUGAGGGCGAUGGGGUCGAUGCCAGAGGGAAGGAAAUGUGUUACUUGCAUUGGGUCUCCCAUCCACGAGUCAAAGAGAGGGAGCUUGGGUAAAUGUUCUCGAAUGCUGAAGCGGCUUCUUAGUCAGUUGGAAAUUCAACAGAUAAUGAAUGCUGAGAAAUUAUGUGAAGCAAAUCAGCUGCGGCCAGAGCUUAUUUCUGUGAAUGGGAAGCAACUUAGUCAAGAGGAGCUAGUCUUCUUACAGAGCUGUCAAAACCCACCGAAGAACCUAAAACCGGGACUUUAUUGGUAUGAUAAAGUAUCUGGUUUUUGGGGAAAGGAAGGACAGAAGCCAUGCAGGAUUAUUACUGCUGAGCUAAAUGUUGGGGGUCCUAUCAUGCGAGACGCUAGCAAUGGAAACACUGGAAUUCUUAUAAAUAAUCGCGAGAUUACUAAAGUAGAACUUCGGAUGCUUAAGUUAGCAGGAGUACAAUGUGCAGGAAAGCCACACUUUUGGGUGCAUGCGGAUGGAUCGUACCAAGAAGAGGGCCAGAAGAAUACGAAAGGGAAAAUAUGGGACAAGCCGGGGACAACGCUUCUUUGUGCUUUUCUGUCGCUGCCAGUUCCUUCUAAGGCUUCAAAGACUCGUCAAGAAGGUGUUAAUAAUCUGGCGAACGGAAUUGCCCCGGACUACCUUGGGCAAAGAGCAAUUCAGAAACUUCUUUUAGCCGGAUAUAAGGGAUCUGGGUCAAGUACCAUAUUUAAACAGGCCAAGAUUUUGUACAAUUCUGUCCCUUUCUCAGAGGAUGAACGUGAAAAUGUCAAGCUGAUGAUCCAGAGCAAUGUAUACAGAUACCUGGCUAUAUUGCUUGAGGGGCGUGAACAGUUUGAGGAAGAAAGUUUGACCGAAAUGAGGAAAGAACAAUCUUGUGAAUCCGGUGUCCAAGGGAAUGCCAGUGGGAGUGAUGAUAAAACCGCCUAUUCCAUUGGCCCAAGGUUGAAGGCGUUCUCAGAUUGUCUUCUCAAAGUUAUGGUGUCAGGUAAUUUGGAAGCCAUUUUCCCUGCUGCUACUCGAGAAUAUGCUCCAUUAGUUGAGGAGUUGUGGAAGGAUGAAGCUAUUCAGGCCACAUUCGGACGAAAAAGUGAACUACAAAUGCUACCUGCUACUGCUAGUUAUUUUUUAGAGCGGGUUGUUGAGAUCUCUAAGACAGAUUAUGAACCUUCCAAUGCGGACAUCCUAUACACUGAGGGAAUCACUUCAUCAAAUGGGCUUGCAUCCAUGGACUUCUCAUUCCCACAGUCAGCAUAUGAUGGCAACCGUGACACUGCUGACGAGCAUGAUUCCUUGCUGAGGUAUCAACUCAUUAGAGUGCCUGCAAAAAGCCUUGGGGGAAACUGCAAGUGGUUGGACAUGUUUGAAGAUGUCAGAAUGGUCAUCUUUUCUGUCGCCUUAAGUGAUUACGACCAAUUUUGUGAUGAUGGGAAUGGGUCCACAAUAAAUAAGAUGUUGGCUAGCAGGAGGCUAUUUGAGAGUAUUGUCACUCAUCCUAGUUUCAAUCAGAUGGACUUCCUUCUGAUACUCAACAAGUUCGAUCUGCUUGAACAAAAGAUUGAGCAGGUCCCUCUUACUGUAUGUGACUGGUUCAAUGACUUCGAUCCAGUGACCAGCCGCCAUCCUUCCAACAAUGACAGUAUCAACAAUCUCCCUUCCCGAGCUCAGCAGGCUUUCUACUAUAUUGCUGUCAAGUUCAGGACACUCUUCUCUUCUCAUACUGGACAUAAGUUGUAUGUUUCACUGGUGAAUGGGUUGGAGACGGAUACUGUUGAUCAAGCACUCCAUUAUGCAAGUGAGAUUCUGAAGUGGGAUGAAGAAAAAAGGUGUUUCGGUGUCAGCGAGUUCUCAAUUUACAGCAGCACGGAAGCAAGCUCCUCUUCCCAUUGAUGUGUUGAAUGUGAAUGGCUUGUAAAUGCUCCAGUUCUUUGUUUUACAUCACUAAUCGGUGCUAGUGUACAUAUACAUAAUUCGUGUAAACUGAAAA